This is a messenger RNA of Arachis stenosperma, 1671 nucleotides long. Its product is annotated as auxin response factor 17-like. Bases 1 to 1671 code for a protein of 556 amino acids. Gene Ontology annotation, cellular component: nucleus. The record is from RefSeq and is a predicted model, not a curated record. NCBI's taxonomy places the organism in Eukaryota, Viridiplantae, Streptophyta, Magnoliopsida, Fabales, Fabaceae. The transcript is spliced from 2 exons. Gene Ontology annotation, molecular function: DNA binding. Gene Ontology annotation, biological process: response to hormone; regulation of DNA-templated transcription.
AUGCCUCGCCGUAGUGCUCCGUCCUCAUCAUUGCCGCCGAGGCCAACACCAAUUCCCGCCAAAUUCUGGCGCGCAUGUGCUGGAAUCUCUGCGAAGGCACCAGUAGUGAACUCUAGGGUUUACUACUUUCCACAGGGACACAUCGAUCAAGCUGCUUCGCAACCGCGAAACCUUUCACCUCUGGUUUACUCCAGGCCGGUCAUCCCUUGCCGUGUCGCCGCCGUCAACUACUUCGCAGACCCUAACACCGACGAGGUCUUCCUCAAGAUUCUUCUUCUUCCUGUCACCGAUGGAUCCGCUCAAGAUUUUCUUCCACCUGCCGUCGCCGCCGAAGGCAACAGCGGCAACGGCAAUGGCGACGAUGAAGAGGUUGCGUCGUACGCCAAGAUUCUCACGCGGUCCGAUGCGAAUAAUGGCGGAGGGUUUUCGGUGCCGAGAUCCUGUGCGGACUUGGUCUUCCCGCCGUUGAACUUUGAAGAGGACCCGCCGGUGCAGAACCUUAGAAUAACCGACCUACACGGCGCCGUAUGGGAGUUUCGCCACAUCUACCGCGGGACUCCGAGACGGCACCUCUUCACAUCUGGCUGGAGCAAGUUCGUUAACAGUAAGAAGAUUAUCUCCGGCGAUACUGUGGUUUUCAUGAAGGACUCCGAUGGGAGGAUGUUCGUCGGGCUCCGCCGCAAUAUGUCGCUGGACGACGAUAUCGCAGAUGGUGGAUUGGAUUGGUUUGCAGCUAUGGACGAGAGCGAAGGAGAAAAAGAAGAGGAAGAAAAAGAAGAGGUGAUGACGGAGGGAUUUGCAAGAAACGGGAAGGGGAGAGUGACUUCGACAUCGGUGGCAGAGGCGAUGGAGCUGGCAGCUCAAAACAAGCCGUUCGAAGUUGUUUACUAUCCAAGCGUGGGUUGGGGAGAGUUUGUGGUGAAGGCAGAGGACGUGGACGUGAUGAUUAAUGGUAUUCCUUGGAGAGUUGGGAUGAGAGUGAAAAUGGGCAGAGAGAACUAUGAUUCGUCACGGAUGGAUUGGUUUCAGGGGACUGUUUCUGGUGUUACUGUUCCCGGUAUAGAUCAACCAUGGAGUGGUUCUCCUUGGCGCAUGCUUCAGAUUACAUGGGAUGAAUCCGAAAUCUUGAAGAAUGUAAAUCCUGUCAGUCCAUGGCAGGUGGAACUUCUUUCUGAGACACUUUUACUUCCUCAACUAUUUCCCCCAACAAAGAGGUUCAGAACUAAUGAAAUGGGAGAAUCCUCCUCUUCCAUUACAAGAUUUUCUAUUCCUGAUUCCACAAUGGGAGUGCUGAAUCAAACAUUGUUGAGUAAUUAUGAUACUUUUUUUUCUGCUAGCAUGCAGGGAGUCAGGCAUCCUCUAUUUUCUGCAGCUACUUAUCCCCUCUUUCCGAUUGAUCCUUCUCUGUCUAUUGAUAGUUCCUUUGAGAAUAAUAUUGUACCAAAGUUAAAUGUUAUGUUGCCAAAACUUAACAUUGACACUCAUAAGCCUAAAAACUUAUCACCACAUAGCAAGUCUAGUUUGACUCCCAUUGAUGAGACCCCUAACAGCAACUCAACCAAAUCUGGAGCUACUUCAUUUCAGUUAUUUGGUUGUACUAUUCAAACAGAUCAAGCUUCUCAUAAAAUUGAUGACCAUAACAAUGUUGAAGGAGAAGACAACAUACAAUAA